Molecule: messenger RNA, 600 nt
Organism: Rhineura floridana
Lineage: Eukaryota; Metazoa; Chordata; Lepidosauria; Squamata; Rhineuridae
Product: homeobox protein prophet of Pit-1-like
Exons: 3
Coding region: 1-600 (199 amino acids)
Biological process (GO): pituitary gland development; regulation of DNA-templated transcription
Molecular function (GO): DNA binding; DNA-binding transcription factor activity, RNA polymerase II-specific
Source: RefSeq, a predicted model, not a curated record
AUGACCAGAAAAAGCAGCAUAAAUGAUGUUGACAUUUCGUUCUACAAGAAAUUCCCCAAUGUGUCAGGACUGGCUGGGGUGUCUCCUGCUGCCACUCCUACCCGUCGCCGUCACCGGACUACCUUCAGCCAGGACCAGUUAGAUCAGCUGGAGGCAGCAUUUGCAAAAAACCAUUACCCUGAUAUUUAUUGCCGGGAGGAGCUGGCCAGAGCUAUCAAACUCAAUGAGGCUCGCAUCCAGGUUUGGUUCCAGAACCGGCGAGCAAAGCAGCGAAAGCAGGAACGAGCCCUGCCAAAACCAGGCACCCCUGGUGUCCUCUCUGUCUGUCCCCUGCCUGCACCCCCACCUCGACAGUACCACUAUCCCUCCACUCUUGGGUCACAUCAUCACCUGCCUCGCUUCCCUUCCACUUACACUCUGCCACCCCCACCUCCCUCUGCUACUUCUGCCCAGUUUCCCUGCUCUGCCUCCCACCAUCCUCAACCCUCCCGCACUCCUGAAGACUGGUACAGCCCGCUGCGCACCAUUGGUUCCCCCACAGCUGCUCCGCCACCUUCCAUGCUCUCCCUGAGUCUUGACCCUGGCACCCACUGGAACUAA